Esox lucius (northern pike) is the source of this 3837-nucleotide messenger RNA. Its product is annotated as adaptin ear-binding coat-associated protein 1. The record is from RefSeq and is a predicted model, not a curated record. Bases 939 to 1712 code for a protein of 257 amino acids. The transcript is spliced from 8 exons. NCBI's taxonomy places the organism in Eukaryota, Metazoa, Chordata, Actinopteri, Esociformes, Esocidae. Gene Ontology annotation, biological process: endocytosis. Gene Ontology annotation, cellular component: membrane; clathrin vesicle coat.
GACCACGUUCUGACACCGUUGACCUUGCCAUCUCUCCAGCAUCAUUUUUUCCGUUCGGCGAUAGUCAAACCUUCCCGUGCUGAAGCCACUCGCCUCUCAAUCAAAGCAAUGCAUCUUCCAUAUAAAACCGAUCUGACCCAGUUGUUGUGCGCAAUAGUUUUUCUAAUGUGUACCAUUCCCGGCAAACCGCUUGAAUAUUGGGGAGGAAUAUUCCACCGCUAGAUGUCAAGGUUGUGCGUUAUGGGAUGGAUGAGUAUAAUACACCUGUCGUUCUUGAAGUCUCCCUGUCAAUAUCAUCCAUUGGCACUGAUUCAUGCUUAUCGAGCAAGAACGUGGCGGUGGCUUAUUGUGACCACCUUUUACAGAAUUUGUUUUGACCCACUCUCUGCUUUGGGGCGAAUAUUUUCGAAAGGCUAUAGCGGUUACUACGGUAUUUAAAUGUUCAAAGGAUUAGAUUAGAUUUUUACUCCUUUAGAGGAUUAUCUACAUCUCUGUUGUAGCCUGUCACUUUCUCAUCAGGGUUCGGUAAAUCUCUUGUUGACGGUAACUUGUUGUAUUGUUAUAAUACUGACCGUUGUUUUGUGGAGGUAAACGUGACAGAAUCUGUGAAAAAAAAUAAAGCAUAUGACAUUUAUCGAGACAUGGUGAUCAGAUUUUAGCCACCUAUAUAUAUAUUUUUUUACCACUACACCUCUGAAUACAGUCUACUGCUGACGGUGUGUGUAACUAUAUUAUGUUUACCUUCUGGUUCAUUGGCUGUUUUUUAUGUGAUCCAGUAUAUCUGCUUGCUGACUGGCCAGCACUCAAUACUGUAUCUGUCUCCCGGGAGCUGAUUGGCUGACCACCAGUAAUGUGCCCUUACCAUACACAGAGCGGAGUCUGUAUGUGAUGUGUAGGCUGCGGAUUGGAAGCUAGACACCCCUGAUUGGACAGGUCGUAUGAGAGUGACGGCUCGGGGCAAAGUGGCUUUCAUCAAAUUGGAGGACAAGAUCUCUGGGGAGCUCUUUGCACAGGCGCCAGUGGAUGAGUAUCCUGGCAUCGCCAUAGAAACUGUCAGUGACUCCAGUCGUUACUUCGUUCUUCGGAUCCAGGAUGAGAGCGGUCGCAGUGCGUUCAUCGGCAUCGGGUUUGGAGACAGAGGGGACUCGUUUGACUUCAAUGUUGCGCUGCAGGACCACUUCAAGUGGGUUAAACAGGAGCUUGAGAUCAGUAAGCAGUCUCAGACUCCAGACACCACCCCAAAACUAGACCUUGGUUUCAAAGAGGGUCAGACCAUCACUCUCAACAUUGGGCAAGGUAGAAAGCGGGACAGGUCUCGCCCCCAUAGUGCUGGGGGCUUUGGGCUACUCCCUCCUCCCCCUGGCAGUGGUGGUGGCAAGAUAGCCCCACCCCCUGUGUCUAGCUCCUCCAAUGACAAUGCAGGAUUGUUCUCAGGGGGAGACUUAUUCUCUACUGGAAGAGACUCGUUCUCAGGAGGAAGUGACACAUUCUCUGCAGGAAGUGACAUGUUUUCAGGGGGCUGUAACACGUUCACUGGAGGAAGUAACACAGGGUGUUUGUUAGACCUGGACAGCACUAACUCCAACUCUGUGGUGCCGCCCAACUCCAACCCGACAGGCAGCUCAGACAUGUGGGGAGAUUUCUCUGCCCCCGAAAAGUCCGUGCCCCCCACCGCCAACCAGGAUGGUUCCACUGACUGGCAGCAGUUCUGAAGCCAACCUGCAAUCCCUUUCACCUGACCUUUAACCCCUGACCAGAGGAGCACACUAUAUGAUUACCUCAACUUCAUUGUGGUCUCUUUCUCCACCCACUUUCUGUCACAACCUGCCCCCACAACGUUUUCCUGGCCUCUCUUUACCAGGCUCUUCCUCACUCCCCCAUAGUGUUACAAUCUUUCCCACACCUUCUGCUUUUCUAGUAUUUAGCUAUUUAUUACAGAGGGAAAAGACUGAGAGGAAAAUCUCACUAAAUGAAAGACGGUACAGCAAGGAAUGAUGUUGAAUCAAACACUAAUAUAGUCAUAAUACAAAGUAAAAUAAUUGAUUUAUGUACAUAUUAUAUUAUUGUAAAUGUAUAUAUUGCCAGUAGUUUGUAACUUCAGUCGUUGUUAUGCUAGUAUUGUAGCAAAUUUCCUUUUUAUUGUCCAACACUGAUUUACAGGCUUGCCUGGAUGCAUUAAUAAUAAAUGUUAAUAUACGAAUAUUCAAGUUAUCCUAACUCUGAUCUAUGAUCAGUUUAACUUUUUUCCCUAAUUGCUAAGGUAAGGCCAUAGUUAGCUUUGAGACCCACUGCAGGGAAUCACCAAGCAGAUGUUUUCGCUUUUUGUGGGGAAAUGGAAAAAGAGCGAUUUCCACUUUAAUAAGUGACACUCCAUCUUAACACCUCCUCCACAUUUACUGGAUUGAUUGAACAGUGCAGAAGAGAAACUACCUAGACAGUCUUCACUUCUCUUCAAGACAGCAAUGUGGGGGAUCUAGUUCCUUGUAUUUCUUUAGGGCCUGCUACAUCAGGAUAGCUUAGUGUUGGUUUACAGGUCAGUGGUGCUGUUUAGCGCCCCUAAGUGGGGUAUGGUGUUCCUACAACCACAGUCUGACAGUGGUGAGAUUCACAGAGAUGCUGGUGUGUACAUGGGGACAUUUCACAGCUGAGAGCGUUGCCAGCUUUAUCAGUUGACAAUGGACACCAAAGAAGAACGGAUGCAUUUUGGUUCCUAGUGCGUGCGUGUAUCCUCUCUUCUAAUUUUCCAGCGUUUCUGUCGGCCAAUGAAAAGUUCAACUCGACUGAACUUUUUGUCUGUGGAAACAUUAUCAUCUUCUCAGUCCGUCAACAUGCAACUAUCGUUGAGAAAGCUUUGGAACUAUGAAAGCUCAUAAAAAAAUCUGUUUGGCCUAGCUCCAAGGCAAAGACUUUCUACAACCAGUGGUUGCGUGUGUUGUGAUCAGCUGUCAUCGACUGACACAUUUCUACAGCAUAAAAGUAUGAUGUGAUUAGUUGAUACAUGAAACACCUAUUUCGGAUGUAAAAUAUACCAGGCUUCAGCAAGGUCUAAGCUCUGGAAGGCAGUUUGUCUUUGCCAGGGAUAGUCAGCUUGUCUUUACUGGAGGCUGGGUUUAGUUGGUUAUAAACCCAGAGAUGGUGGAACGGAUCAGAACAGGGCAGAGUGUUGGGUGAGUGUUUUGGGGUGUGGAGUCUCAGGAGGGAUGAAAGGGGUUUAUCCAGUGGACAGAUAGACAGGCGUCUUCAUUUAAUCCCUGUGAUGUAAUCAACGGGAAAGGGGUUUCUGGGUAAAGACUCAUUUCCAUAACCUAUGCCCUGGUGGAUGAAUAGUUCAUUGUAUGUUCUGUUAGUCAGUCUGUACGUCUGUCUGUGUUCUGUACUUUGAACCCUAUAGCUGUUAACUCUGACUAAGCAGCGAGACGAUUCCAGUCCGCGUGAGACGCAGUGUUUUACAUGACUAUUCUUGUUAUUGUAUGAAGAUGAGAGACAGUGUGAAAAUGCAGUACAGGACGAUGUAGUGCAAUAUUACAGUAAGCCGUUGUGGCUUUGUUAUUUUCAAUGGGUGUCUUUCGCUCCCAACACACACAUAUGUAUACUAAAAGAUAAACUGUUAUGCACGGAUAUGUGUAAUGACAUCUUAAUCAAUGUGGUGACUUUGUAUAUGAGCACACAGCUAAUGGGAGAACUGGUAUGAACUGGUUUGCGUCCGUGUAAAUCCUAUUCAUGUUAAUUUACGUCUGUGUAAUAUACAACCAGUAUGCAUUUCCUCCUGAUGUUUCUUGUCGUUACAAAAAAUGUAUGUAUAUGUAAUGAAAAUAAAAAGAUAAAGAGUUCAACUAA